AUGUCUCAGCCAAAAAUCAAAGCAGUCUUUUUCGACUUCAUGGGAACAUGCCUCGACUGGCACAGCAGCGUAGUGCAAGCACUACCCGCAGCAAUCCCCAAAGACGAAGCCUCAAAGUUUGCCCUAGAAUGGCGCAGACAAUAUUUCCUAGAGAACAGCAAGCGUGUCAGCAACAAUCUUCACCCAGAAGAUAUCGAUAUCACCCUUGCCCGCACCCUGGAAGCUCUCCUCGACCAGUCACCUGACCACAAACCGCACUUCGACGCCGAGACGAACAAGAAAAUCAUUGAAGCAUGGCAUUCGCAGAAGGCAUGGCCUGAAGUCUCCGAUGCAAUCAAGAGUCUGCGACAAGAUCUCGGGUUGGAAGUCUUCGUCCAUGCGAAUGGUACGACACGGCUACAGUUGGACUUGACUCGGUCUUCUGGGUUGGAAUUCAACAUGCUAUUUUCUAGUCAGUUGUUGGGUGCUUAUAAGCCCCGUCCUGAGGCUUAUCAGAAGGGGCUGGAGCUUGUGAAGCUUCGUCCCGAGGAGGUGGUUUUGAUUGCGGCUCAUGCGUAUGAUCUGCGGGGUGCGCAGAAAUGUGGAUUGAGAACUGUGUAUGUUCAUCGGUGGACUGAUGAUAUUGAUGAAGAUAUGGAGGUGGUCAAGAAAGAAUUUGAUGUGUUCUUGGAGAAUAUGGAUGAUCUUGCUGGUGCCAUUCGGGGAUUGUGA
This is a messenger RNA of Penicillium griseofulvum, 711 nucleotides long. Its product is annotated as Haloacid dehalogenase, type II. The coding region runs from base 1 to 711 and encodes 236 amino acids. The record is from RefSeq and is a predicted model, not a curated record. Lineage: Eukaryota; Fungi; Ascomycota; Eurotiomycetes; Eurotiales; Aspergillaceae. Gene Ontology annotation, molecular function: hydrolase activity, acting on halide bonds, in C-halide compounds. The transcript has a single exon.